GGACAGGUCCGCGGGACAGUUUUUAAAUCAUUUCCUCAAUUGUUUAAUGUUGGGGAAGGCGAGGUUGGGAGGCAGGUCCGGGACCUCUCGGGCCUGCCUGGUCACGCUGGGUCUGGUCUUUGUGGCGAGAGUAGCAGCCUCGCCACCAGCAGGAAAUUCCUCACCCUUGUGUCAGGCCGCUGCUGCUGCUGCUUCCUGAGACAACAAAAGUUUAGUUCAUUUAUUAUGCACGGCGCCCGUCCUGUGGGCUGGCAGAAGGUCUUCUGGUGUGGGAGUGGCAGAAGGGUCACACAAGGGUUCACCAGCCGGGUUUCCUUACAUAGGACACCAAGCAGGCAAUUGCAAAAACAAAUAAUAAUAAGUACAGUAGAGAUUGGUGGUUGAAUGAUGCGGGACUUGUACAAUGCUCUACCACUACCAGAUGACCGACCGAUUAUGUCUGUGUGCGUUGUGGAGGAGCUGUCUGGAUGUCCUCCAAACUACACACCAGUAUCCAAAACCCAUGACCAAGAUAUAGAUGCAGAUCUUUAUAAAGAUGGAUUUUUCCGGAGGGUGACUCGUUACUUGUGUCACAGCAAGACUGAAGGCUACAUGGGGUAUGUUGUGGAGCACCUGGCUAUUGUCAAUGAUCGAGAUGCAAGGCCCGUAGGAUACACCAUUGUAGAGCAAACAUUUGAUACGAAUCAGAAGGCAUUCAAGAAGAAGCAGCUGUGUUACAAACAAGUACCACGUAACAUGGCAACACAAACCAUUACAGAUAUUAUAAUCUUAAGUCGCUCCAAGGUGGCACCUGAAGGAUUCUCACUUGUUGGAGAGAUGAAUGGCUUGUGUGUAUGCAUCAAGCCUGGACCUGCACCCACUCCACAGUAUAAGCCUCCUGCACAGGCUUCAUCACCACUUCUCUAUGGUGUGGAUCCCAGUGGCAGAGGAAGUAGUGGAGGUGGUGGUGGGGGAGGGGGAGGAGGUCUGUACCCUGGCUUAGGCCCAACCAGACCUGCUCCAGCUCCACCUGGUGCUGGGUCCGGCCGGCCCCAGGGUCCUGCUCCCCCACUACCCCCUCGUAACCUGCCCUCCUACGCUUCCCCAACCCAUGAGAGUCAAAACAUUAACACACUGUAUGGCACUGGACACUCAACUUUAUUCGGUGUGCCAUUCGUCCUAAACAAGAAGUAUGUGAAAUCCUCUGAUAAUGGAUCAGUAACCUUGCCAACAAUUAGCAAGAAGAGCAGACAACAAAUUGAAGAUGAGUACUACUACAGCUUCACCCUGGAGCAGGACAUUGUGCAGCGACCCACAACCACAUGAAAAGGAUCACAACUAUAGACUUAUCUUACUAUAUACUUCCAUCGUAUUCUCUCUCUUCUAGCAUUUAUACUCUUAACUGAUUUACCAUGUUGUUUGUAGAAGUUAUUCACUCAAAUCCUUACUGAUUGUUCAAGGUUUGCAAGCUUAUUAUUUAUUCCAAAUUUUGUUUUUAUCUUUCUUUCUGUCUUCCUCUUAUAACUUAUAUUUGCUAUUACAUCUUAGAUGAAGGGAUAUAACUGCCAGUCACAGUAGCUGUCAAAUUACCUUCAGAGAUUGAUGUUUUAAAACAUUUAUGUAAUGGAUAUGAAAGACAAAGUGAUUGUGUAACAUCUUCAGAUUGCUGCCAAAAAAUGAGUUGUACAAAAGUGUGGUGGACGGCAAGAUCAAGAUGAAUAUUUAUGACAUGUUCAGCAAGGUCUUGUUAGUAAGGAACUAUCAGUUCCUAGAAGAGGUAUAAAUUGCAAUAAUGGCUAUUAUUAUUAUUAUUAUUAUUAAAGCAACAUUUAGGUCAUAUUUUAUACUUUUGUGUUAUUUUAACUAUUAUGUUUUGGCCCUUGUAAUAUAUAGCACAUCAUUGAACCUUUCCAGAACAUGAAGAAAGAACAAUUAAUUUAAGGUGUAAAGGUUUGUAAAAUCAAUUGUUUGUUUUAGAUAACGUUGUCACUGAAGGGUUAUACACUUGCUCCUCUUCCUUACAUUUCAUAUUGUUAUUCUGUAGAGAAUAUGUCUAUAAUUUGGUUAAUGAUCAAAUUGCACAUUAUCAGUAAGAAUGUUAAUUACAAGAUAACUGUAAGCAGGACUGUGUGCUGGCUAGUAUAGCCAGUGUUUACGUAUUUCAACGUGUAAGCAUGUAGAAAAAUGUAGUAAAACUUUUAUUAGCAGUUUCCUAAAUGCUGAUUAAAAUUUUUGAAUGCUCUACAAUAAAUUGUAUUUAGUCAUGAAAUUAGAUUUGUAGUUAGUUUACCCUGAUUAGAAUAGUUUAUAUUCUACAUACUGACAUCUACUGUAAAUGAGGUUUUCUGAACCUGCAUAAAAUGACCUGAUCAUUUAUGUAAAAUAUCAAUGCUUUGAAAUCACAAAAAGUUAAUUUUUUAUUAGCAAUCUGAUAGUGGCCCUUAUUCCUUUCCUCUGCUUGAUCCUUGCGUUUAUUUCCUACAAAGCCAAUAUUUGUUACAUUUAAAGAGAGAGAGAGGGUUUACUAAAAUAAACAUCAAAACACAGUAUUAGCACUGUGAACAUUUUAACCGAUUCAUUUUUUGGAGCCUAGAAAAUAAAUAAAUAUACCAGCAAUGUGUACAUUCCUGUACAGUGUAUGUGAAUGCAAAAACAAACAUGUAUAUUUAUGUACACAUUCAUUAAAUCCAUUUUGAGUAACCUUACUAUACACAUCUAACUUUUGUGUAGUUAGCUACUCGAUAUAAAACUAGAUAAAAUUUUAGAAUCUAUAAUUUGAGCACAGUAAUGUGUGCUUUGACGUGACUGGUAUGUACACCAGUAAAUUGUAAAUCAUGAAAAAGCUGCCAAAUAAUUAAGUUAUUUAAUCCUUGCUCAAGGUAACCCAGGAAUUCCACGAAUAUAUCGGGACAUUAGAACUUGUUUUUGCCAUUUGUUGUAUAGUGAUUGUUUUUGUAUAACUAUGAGAAGUACAGUACACUUCAUACUGUAGUCAAUUGGCACAUGUAGACAAUUGAUGCACCAUGUUUAAAAAACCAUCCUAAGUGGCUUAUUCUUUGUUUCCAAACUCAUUAACUGGUCUACACGUAGUGAUUUCAUUUAAACACCUGUCAAUGGGGAUUUCGUCCAAACACCCAUCACGGUGGAUUUCAUCCAAACACCCAUCACGGUGCAUUUCAUCCAAACGCCAAUCAUAGUAGAUUUCAUUCAAAAAACCAUCACGGUGAAUUUCAUCCGAAAACCUGUCAUGGUGGAUUUCAUCCAAAAGCCCUUCAUGGUGGAUUUCAUCCAAAAGCCCUUCACGGUGGAUUUCAUCCAAACCCUCAUCAUGAUAGAUUUCAUCCAAACAUCAGUGGAUUUCAUUCAAACACAUUUUCACUCAAAUAUUAGCAUGUUAACUUUAUUUAUAAAGCUUUUGUGAACUUCACUUUUUUUUUUUUGUUACUCAGUUUCACGUAAAUUGUCCUACAAUGUUAGUUUGUGUGUUCUACAAAAUUACUGUUUAGAUAUUUAGUUUUUGUUGUACAGUAUAAUUUAGUACAGAUUUUUUUGUCAUUGGUUGACAAAAAAAUGCUUUUUGUCAACCAUUUUUGUCUUCUAUAUUAUUCAACAGUUGCAAUAUUUUUGACAAGAUUGGUUAACAGUAACAGUAAAUUCUUUGUCCUUAUGGUAAUUCAUUAUUUCUGUAUACACCUCUAUUAUUUUUUUUCCUGUUCCUAAAGUCAGUACAGUACAGUAUUUGUCAUGCCGAAUAGUUUAAUUUAUUGUUUGGGCAUCUAGGAAAUUUCACAUUUGCCUUCCAAAGAAAUAAUUAACACUAGUAUUAAAUUUUGAGGCAAUGAGUUGUAGUGUAUAACAUUUUUUCACAAAACUAUUGUCAAUUUCAGGUUACUAAACUACAUUAGUAUUGUUUAAUGAUCAAGUGCAAAUUAUGCUGCAUUUUAUGAAUCACUGUAAUUGGUGCUUAAUCUGCUGAGUAAUUGCAUAAUAGCAUCAUCAAAAUUGUCAGAAUUGGCUUUCAAACUAAAGGUACAGUCUGCAAAUGUUUUGAAUAUAUACAGUACUCAUGCAAGUGUCUAGGGUUAAUAUUCUUAAUUUUUAUUUCUGCUUUAAACUACAGUAAAUCACAUGAUCUCACUCUGUGCAAGAUUCUUUUAUUAAAGUAAAUGCACACAAUAUAAAUGAAGCCAUUUAAUACAAAUGCAUCUGUGUUUAAGGAAAUGUAACUAAGAGUGCUUGGUGGGCCAUUCUGUGAGUAGAGUAGGUUUACAAUAAUUGCAGUCACUGAAGGAUAUAUACCAGUAUACAUUUUGUGUACACUUUUGAGUAGUGGAUGCAUAGAUAUAUAUUUUAGCUGCUGUCAGGCAUAUUGUGCAUGCUUCACUCUGUUGGGAUUCAACAAAUAAAUGGGUUUUAAGUGUAUUGAAAGGGCACAGGUAUUUACUCUUGUUAUUGUUUGAUUGAUAGAGAUGUGUGUGUGUGUAUUGAGAGUUCACAGUAACAGUUACUCAAUAUGUUUAUGCAAAAGGUAAAUACUUGUUGGAAUGCGGUGCUGUGAAGUGCAAAUUCUUGACAUUUGUAUUUUUAAGGAAACAGUUGACAAGAUUCAGUGCUGCCAAGAGAAAAUUGGAUUGCUAUUGAUACAAGGCAUAUUUGAUAUUUUUUAAAUGGGGUAGCUUUUUUUUCAAUUGCACAUUGGUUGGUAAAAGGUGAUAAAUGACGGUACAGUAUAUGUGCUUGAAAGUUUUGUGUGUUCAUAUCCGAGUGGCGACUCAAAAAGGGUUGUCAGUCUGUCAAUUAUGAAAUAGUGCAAUAGAAGGGUAGUUUAUUGAAGUAGAGGUAAGUUUAGUGUUGUAGAGGAAGUAUGACUAAAGUUUUUCACAAUUUUACAAAUUUGAGUAAUUGCCAUUGCAUGUAGAGGAUUAUCCCCCAUACUAAGAAGAGACUUGCAGGUGGCCAUGUGUGUGUGUGAAUAAUGAACUGGUUCCUCUGCAAACUUCUUUAUUUUUUUUAUUUAAUGUAAAGGACUUUGCCAUUUUUAUUGAUUUAUAAGUUCAAAUAUUACUUUUGUACGGAACUUAAUGAAUUUCAAGGUCACCAAAAUAAAAAACAAAAAGCUACUACAUGUGACACUGUCAGACGUAGUAGCUGUGCUGUUUAGGACUGAGUUUUAGAACUUGGAUUGUCUAGUGCCAUUACUUUCUUGGUUGUAUUUGUUAAGAUGCACAUAUUUCAAGAUAAUCAAAUGUUACAUUAUUAAAAUACACAAGUCUAAACAGUAGGAACAUUUUAGUUCAUACUGCAUUACUUUUUUUCUUUUGUAAGUUUUUCUCAUCUUUACUGGAUACACCAGUGUAUCCAGCAUUAGUUAUUUCAUGUGUGAUAGAUGUACAGGAUUUUUUUUUUAUUAUAUGGGCAGUAGUAAUCCCACAGUUAGGAGUCAGCUUGCUGGAAUAUGAGUGUUGGAGUACAUAGGUAAUGACUUGCUGGUUGCAGUUAUGGAGUCGUGUUAGAAUACUAAGCUUAAUUAUAAGGGAUGUUGGUAGUUAAAAAAAAAAUUGUGUAAUAUUACCUUGAUUAGAUACGAAAUUCAACAUUGGUGCAGGAAUUAAUUAUUUUUCAGGGCUUCCCCCUUCCCCCCAACAUAAUUUACUAGCUUUUAUAAAUAUCCAUUUGGCAUAAGGAUGCAGCAUUAUAACAUUGAUUUACUAGUCUUAUUGGAGAUGAUCAAUCCAACUAUUUGCCAUUCUAGUGGACUGUUAUUUCUUUGUUUCUAUCGUUGUAUAUUGCCCACAGACCUAGCUGUUCAGUGCAAGAGACUUUUAAUACCAUAUCUAUCGUGUGAAGAGUUUAGCAAGUAGAUAACUUUUUGACAAAUUUAUUACAGUAUUGUAAGUUAUGUAUAUAUAUAUAUCUGUAAAUAAACUAUUAUAAAAUCUUG
Procambarus clarkii (red swamp crayfish) is the source of this 5920-nucleotide messenger RNA. RefSeq names its product multivesicular body subunit 12-like Mvb12. Lineage: Eukaryota; Metazoa; Arthropoda; Malacostraca; Decapoda; Cambaridae. Gene Ontology annotation, cellular component: late endosome; ESCRT I complex. Gene Ontology annotation, biological process: regulation of epidermal growth factor receptor signaling pathway; virus maturation; viral budding. The record is from RefSeq and is a predicted model, not a curated record.